ACAAUUAAUGUAAGCUGCCUAUAAAGGGUAACGGGUCAAGUGGCCAGGGAGUUUCAGAGUUGUAAGAGCCGAGGUUUUAAAAUAUAGCAAGUGUGUGUUCUCUUGAGUUGGCCAAGAUGAAGUUCUCCAUCUCUUGUUUUCUGCUAAUUCUGUCCUCCAUCCUCUUGAUGUCCCAGAACAGCUAUGCAAGAAAGGACUCAGGAGACUACUGGAAGAGUGUGAUGAAUGACCAGCCCAUGCCAGAAGCCAUUAAAGACCUGUUUGUCCAUCAAGACCAUGAACAUCAAGAGCCGUCCAAAGAAAAGAGCCAUUUUGUUGGGGACUUUGACAUGAGGCCUAAUGCUAUAAUAUACCAUGGUGCUCAUCAUCAUCAAGUGCCGUCGACAGAAAACAGACAUUUUGUUAGGGACUUUGACAUGAGGCCUAAUGUUAUAAUAUACCAUGGCGUUCAUCAUCAUCAUCAGGAUCAACCUGCAGAAAAUAAGCCCUUUUUCAAGAAAGCAUCAUACAUUCAAACAGUCAACCAUGGCUAAAUCAGAUUUAGGAUGAUGAUGGGGAACAUGUUUUCAUGUGUUAUGAUCUAUAUAUUAGACCAAGUUUGAAAUAAAAAUAAAUCUCUCUCUCUCUAAUUUGUACUAUAUAUACCUAUAGUUACUAGUGUUGAAUUUCCAUCA
Molecule: messenger RNA, 674 nt
Organism: Malus domestica (apple)
Lineage: Eukaryota; Viridiplantae; Streptophyta; Magnoliopsida; Rosales; Rosaceae
Source: RefSeq, a predicted model, not a curated record